Messenger RNA from Cryptococcus deneoformans JEC21, 2074 nucleotides. RefSeq lists its product as hypothetical. The record is from RefSeq and is a predicted model, not a curated record. The coding region runs from base 240 to 1856 and encodes 538 amino acids. The transcript has 5 exons. Lineage: Eukaryota; Fungi; Basidiomycota; Tremellomycetes; Tremellales; Cryptococcaceae.
CCGACACCGCAUUUGACGACUUAACACCAGUUUAUCGGCAAGGUGCCGAUCUCUGUAAUCACGAUCAUUCGCCACCCUCAUUCCAUCGUGGCGGCGUUGGGCGUUCGUCUCGAAUAUUAUUAUUUAUUUCCUUGGAUCUCCAUCAUAACAACGGCUUACGUGCCAGCGUAACCUGAGUGACUUCAGACACAUAUCGAUAUAGCCGCAUCCAAUUGUCUCUUUGUUUCUCAAUAUAAAAAAUGCCUCCCAAAUCCAGGAGACCUGAUCUGCCCACGCUUUCUUUUUCUGCUAUGCAGUCGGCCAUGUCUGAAGAUGUCCAUACACCGCUUCCGGGUACCCCCAUUCCACUAGAACAGGAUCCGUUGAUGAUGACGCCUGGUAUACCUGCAGUCGAGCUUGCGGCCAACCUUGCUAAAACAAAGCGAUCUUUGGAUGAUGAUGCCAGCGGCUCGACUGAGAGUCUUGAUUUUGAGCACGAAAAGUGGACAGAUGAUGAGGAUGGUUUGCUGCAAGGCUUCCUCUUACGUCCUCCACGUCGACUCAAUAUUGCAUAUCCGCCCUCAGCCCUUCCUCCUCCUGCGGCCCUUGAUGAAAUCACCUCGCAGGUUAUUGAAUCGCAAUCUCGUAAAGACCCCUCAUCUUCAUCUCGUUCACCGAAAUCAUUCUGGCAUCAUACAUGGAGAUCUACCCGACAGCGCUUGUUUCUUAUAGCUCGGCGAGAGAGCAUGUCUGCGAUAGGUGGCCACCGUCGGCAAAAAUCAGACUCGGUCAUUCCAGCCGUGAAGAGGCAAGAAAAUAUCAAGUUGAAAGAGGGCAAAGAAAGCCUGAUCGCACUGAAGGGUGGGAGGGUCGGUAGGCAUCAGAACGAUAGCAUGGACAGUCUGUUUGGUAAUGAACAGCCUGGAAAGCUGUCUGAGGCACUAAGACUGUCAAACUGUUUGCAAAGCAAUGCAGCAAGAGAUGAGGAGCCAUCGGCGUCUUCUGCAUCGUCCAUUGCUUUCAGCUCACCCUUCUCAAAUAAUACUUUACAACGGUCGUUGUCUCCAUUUGCGUCUGCAGAUCCACCUGCACGGCCCGCGUCACUACUUCAACGAGGACGAUCGUUCACUUUUGCCGAAUUCGAGCAUGAGCAAGCUGUAGGAAACGCAGCUCAAGACCCUCUUAAGUUCGAUAACGAAGAUGCUGCAUCCUCAUCGUCCCGAAUGUCACGCCCAGACUUGUAUCAUUCACUAUCAAGUCCGGUAGCGGCCAUGCUGUCGUCUCCUUCAAUGUCCGUUUCAAGCAGAAUGUCGGAUUGCGACACAUCAACGGUGAAUGUGCAGUGGUUCGGCCCAGCGUUGGGUCUGGAUACAUCUUCGGGAUCAAAUUGUAGCACUCCCACUGGUCCUGCCUUUUCUAUCCCAGCCCUUCCCAUUUCAUGUACUUCCAAUUUACCAACAACGGAUGUCUCCCCGAACGCCUUUGCAUCCUUGUCCAUAUCGUCUCUUGAAGAUUCUAGUACCCCCGUUCUCGGCGUGCAAUCAUCAUCCUCUGACUCCUCCCCUCUGAAACACCCAUCCUAUAUUCGCCGAUCAGCACUUCAUCGUUCUUUUUCUGAUGGAACUUUCUUGCCGAAAUUUGACAAAUUUGGCUCUCUUUCUUCCACUAGAGAGAAUAAGAGACAAAGAGCCGAAUUACCGAGUUCUGCUCUGGAGUCUGUCGCCAAAGGCAGUAGCGGAGGAAAGGCCGUGGGUGCUGGACCUCAAAGGAGAGGUGGGUUGAAAGAUGUCAUAAUGAGGAGUUCUCCGGAUGAGCAACAUGUGUUUGGACAAGUGCUCGAAGGUUUGCAACCGCCAUUUGAGACCAAACGUUUAUAAUAACGGUUAGUUCCGGAUUGCCUGUCUUUGAUUCGAUUUAUAUAGCUACAUCCGGCAUGUCUGUAUAUUAUAGGGUAGCCUGGUAGCUCACAUACAUAUAGUCCUAGCCAUUUGCUUGUUGUGCUUUUGUUGUCAUUUUUAUAUCACCGUCGCGGUACUUGUUGAAUUGUUGUCUUGCUAUCUAUUCACCUUCCGCCCCAAGGCCAGUGCCUCGUCGU